Molecule: messenger RNA, 3392 nt
Organism: Monopterus albus (swamp eel)
Lineage: Eukaryota; Metazoa; Chordata; Actinopteri; Synbranchiformes; Synbranchidae
Product: GDP-Man:Man(3)GlcNAc(2)-PP-Dol alpha-1,2-mannosyltransferase-like
Exons: 7
Coding region: 32-1612 (526 amino acids)
Biological process (GO): protein N-linked glycosylation; dolichol-linked oligosaccharide biosynthetic process
Cellular component (GO): endoplasmic reticulum membrane
Molecular function (GO): GDP-Man:Man(3)GlcNAc(2)-PP-Dol alpha-1,2-mannosyltransferase activity
Source: RefSeq, a predicted model, not a curated record
AGCUUCCGCUAGUGAAACUGUUGUUGUCAAAAUGGCCGAACACAGUAACGAGCACAACUUCUCUCUCUGUUUCUGCGAUUUAAUGAGAUUGUUAUGGUCCCUGGUUGUGCCCUGCGCCUACCUCAGCCUGCUCCUGGCUCUGGGUCUGCUGCUGCUCCUACUGGGGGUCCGCAUGUGGCUGCCGGGCUGCCGAAAGGGGGCCCGCCGGGCUCAGGGCGGCGGGCCAGCGGUGGCUUUCUUCCAUCCAUACUGCAACGCCGGAGGAGGCGGGGAGCGGGUCCUGUGGUGCUCCCUGAGGGCCCUCAUGCAUCGAUACCCUGGCAUGUCCUUCGUGGUUUACACAGGCGAUCAUGGAGUGACUGGAGAGCAUAUUCUGGAGGGAGCCCAGCAGCGUUUCAACAUCACACUGCCUCGACCCGUCACCUUCAUCUUCCUGCAUCACCGCGUGCUGGUGGAGGCCAAGUCGUACCCUCACUUCACCUUGCUGGGCCAGAGCACAGGCUCCAUGUUUCUUGGUUGGGAGGCUCUUACGGCCUUUGUUCCUGACCUGUACGUGGACUCCAUGGGCUACGCCUUCACCCUGCCAAUCUUCCGCUACCUGGGAGGCUGUAAAGUGGCGAGCUAUGUUCACUAUCCCACCGUCAGUACCGACAUGCUGUCUGUGGUCAGAGAGGGGACCCCCAGGUUCAACAAUGCCAACUUCAUCUCCAGGAACCCAGUGCUGAGUGCAGUGAAGGUGGUGUACUACUGCUGCUUCGCGCUGCUCUAUGGCCUGGCCGGCUCCUGCAGUGAUGUCAUCAUGGUGAACUCCACCUGGACGCUGGGACACAUCCUGGCUCUGUGGCGCUCCCCGAGCCGCACCAGCAUUGUCUACCCGCCCUGCAAUGUCGGGGCCUUCCUGGACAUCCCGCUGGAGGAGGACGAUGGAAAUGAGAUGGAGGACGGCUGGGAGGAGCUUGGGCAGGAGUUGGGGAGAGGAGAGGAUGAGAAAGGAGGAGGCAGAGAGGACAGCAAGUGCCACUCCAUCGUGUCAGUGGGUCAGUUCAGACCCGAGAAAGACCAUGGACUGCAGAUUCGGGCAUUCCGCAAACUCUUGGACAGGAAAGGGGAGGGGCCUGCGGGGCGGGAGUCCUGUCGGUUGGUGCUGAUUGGUGGAUGCAGGAACCAGGAGGAUGAGGAGAGGGUGUUGAUGCUGCGGGGGCUUUGUCAGGAGAUGGGGUUGUCAGACAAGGUUGACUUCAAACUCAACAUCCCCUUUGAGGAGCUGAGGAGAGAGCUGGUGGACGCCACCAUCGGUCUGCACACCAUGUGGAAUGAACACUUUGGCAUAGGAGUGGUGGAGUGCAUGGCUGCAGGCACCAUCAUUCUCGCCCACAAGUCCGGGGGUCCGAAGCUGGACAUCGUGGUGCCGUAUGAGGGUGGACAGACAGGCUUCCUGGCUGACAGUGAGGACAGCUAUGCCGCUGCCAUGGAAACCAUCCUGGCACUGUCACCAUCGGCUAGACUGGAGAUCAGGCAAAAUGCUCGGCGCUCUGUGGAGCGAUUCUCCGACCAGGAGUUUGGGGUUUCUUUCCUUGCUGCCAUGGAGUCUCUGAUGACAAAACUGGAGUGAUGAGGAAGAACAGGCCUGGUGUCCAGCAGGGACCAGGACUUUAUUAGUCAUGUGUUUUUUAAUUAGUGCUAUGCAGAGGGUCAUAUCUGUGAUUAAUAUAAGCUAAGUUUUCAGUGCUAGUUAAGUGUGACAUGGCGCCUCACUCCCAAUUAAAAACAAUACUGAAACAAGCUGGCGUAGUCAAGACAGGUCCCUGGUGGAGACCCAGAGCUAGAACAGCCCUGAACCUCUGCCUUAGCAGAGGGCAUUUUCAGUGACUCUGCAUGUGUCCAGCUCACAUCAGGUGUUAUAUUAGUUUUUACACUGGAAGCACGACGAUCAAACAGAUGCAGACACAGAGGAUCAGCCAAGAUGAGGUUUUGUACAACAUGGAGACCUGUUAACAGAUCGUUAAUGCCACAGUGGAGUUUUAUAUUCAGCUUAGAAAGGCAGACCAUGCACUUUAAGUAGUUGAACAUAAAAGUCAUGUGGGAUUUAUCAUUAAGUCCGUUCAGCCGGUCUAAUCUGCUGAGGUGACGCUGUCUGGGUACCAGCUCAUCAGACAGCUGGAGGGUGAUUUUGGGAAAUCUUAGAUAAGAAUAAUAUGAUCACUUUCAAAACUCUGGUCCAAGUUCUGUUGUGUCUGGCUGACAGUAGAAGUAAGUGCCAGCCUUCAUAAAGAGAGCAAAGGUUUCCAGAACUGUCUGAUUUACAUUUUGCAUCUCCUCAGUGAGCAAGAAAAAAAAAGACAAAUGCAUCCAGGAACCACCUGGGUUUUGUUGAGAGGUGAGUACUGGACUCCAUGCAGCCUGGCCCAUCAGUAGCUGUACAAGAAACAUCUCCAGUUACUGGGCUCGUUGCUUGUGGUACUUCUGUUUCUGAGUGUGUUAAAAGCAGCUAGGACAUGGACACACUGCACAUGAACGAUACUGUUGCAUGCAGCUCUUUGAUCACAAGUUGAACAUAUCGCCUUAAACGGUGAUGAUCUGUCAGUGCUGUGUUCACUACCUGUAAAUCAGACAGCUGCUGUCAAAGUUCUUUGUUCUUUACAGAGUUAGGCUAGCGGGUUUUCCCCCAGCCUUCAGCCACCGUGCUAAGCUAAACACACGCUGAAUAUUUACCAAAAUGUGCUCCCUCAAAGCAUUUAUUACACUGCGAAGAGAAUUUUCUUUUAGAGCUACAUUCCCUGCUAGGGAACAGCUUCUCAUUUGAAGCCACUUUGAGUCAGUUAAAAUAUGAAAUACUUGAAGCUUAAUAUAAGAUAAAUUGUUGCUCUGUUGGUCUAUAUUAAAUUGAAUAUUUUGGGGUUUUAGCCUGCUGGUCAGACAACAUGAGACGCUUUAUGAUCAGUGUUUCUUUUCUCUGAUGUUUUAUAAACUAAACAAUUAAUUUAGAUAAGUGGAUUAAUUGCUAAUGAACACAAUCAUUAGUUGCAGUCCUCGAGUGGAAGUGACAUAUGGAGUUCAUACUGAUGUGACUUUCUAGUUUUGGUUUCCUGUUUGAAAUGUUUUCCUGUGUCAAAGAAGUUCACUGAAGACUUGUCACUUGAUGAUUUCUGUCUACUUUGAAGAAGCAUGUGUUGGCAAUGGCCAAAUCUUUCCUAUUUAAAUGUUGUUUCACUUCCUUCGUUCUUGUUUGUGACGAGGUACAGGCAUGGAGAUCAAAUAGCAAUUAUUAAGAGAAUCUUUAUUUUGAAAGAGGCUUAUUUACUAUGUAGAGAGAUGCUGGGAGUUUGUUUCACUGAGAAAAUGAAAUUCACCUUAAACAAUACUGCAGUAAAUACACCCAUCAUGUUACAUGC